CCAUGUGCGUUCACUAUAUGGAUUAAUAUCCUGUAUGUAUUUCACAGGGCGAGCCGUGUGUGAUGGGCCAGAAACAUAACAUAUGAAACGCAGACUAGGAAACUAUUGCAUGCUGGGAAAAGACUACACCGAAGUCCUCUCUGCUGAGUCGAGUAUCUGUCGGGCCCAGGAUUUUGAAUGUGAUUAUGGUUAUGAACGGCGUAGAGAAGGAAACUGUCUACCAGCGUUCUGGUUCAACCCAGCUGUUGUAUCAAGGUGCUGCAGCCAAGGACAGAAGUACCUCAACAGCACAGGGUACCGAAAAGUGGUGUCCAACAACUGCGUCAAGGGAGUCAAGGACAUGUACACACCCAGGAAGCAGAUGUGUCCCAACAGGGCUCCAAAAGGCCUUUCUCUCUCCACCAGAGAGGGCAAGCUUACUGCCGACCUGCACACCAACGUCACCUUCCUAGUGCAUCUGGAUGAGCCGGUGAUCAGCUUAGACGGGAGCAUCUCGUACACCUUCACCAGCGAGGGAAUGAACACUGUUACGGUCCAAGCGUCUUCAGAAAACGCCAUACUGCAAGACACCAAGACGAUAGCAGUACAGGAGUUCUUCAAAUCUCUGCUUUUAUCUUUCUCCGGAAAUCUGGACUAGUGCAACCCUGACAUCCCAGAGUGGAGACAGCAUGUGGGGAGAGUCAUUAAGAAGGCUCUGCUCCAAGACCCUUGGUGGAUUCCAUGCCGAGACACAGCAGUUCAGCCAUGCUGAUGCUCCCAUCAGCGGUAUUCCUUGUUUUUAUCAGUGUUUCUCAUCUACAAAUUCAAGAGGUAUGUACUGUACUGUGUGAUUAUAUCCUUGAAAACUAUCAUCGCAGCGCUGCGCUAAUCACCUGUCAUCAUCAUUAAUAAUGCAUAUUAUAAUAAUAUGCUAGAUCAGUAGGGCCUGCAGCAAUCAACAGUGAACUAAAGAUUUUCUCAUUUUCUUUAAUUUUAAAUACUGAGGUUUCACUACAAUGUCUUAUCAAAAGCUCUUAAACUGUUGUUUCACAUGUGGCUGACUCAUUGUUGCAUUUGUUUCCUGGUUUCCUUCUGAAGAUACACAACUCCUCCUUUUUCUUACCAGUUAAUUCCAUGUAAAGAAACAAUGUAGCCUUUAUAAACACUAUGUAUUGUAAACACUGCAGGUCAAAAGUCAGCAUUGUUAUACAUGGAGAUAUGACCCAUGUGUUCUAGUCCAAUAAAAUUAAUUUGGACAAUGUAUAUGAAAUAUU
Oncorhynchus masou masou (cherry salmon) is the source of this 1253-nucleotide messenger RNA. Its product is annotated as VPS10 domain-containing receptor SorCS1-like. The record is from RefSeq and is a predicted model, not a curated record. NCBI's taxonomy places the organism in Eukaryota, Metazoa, Chordata, Actinopteri, Salmoniformes, Salmonidae. Bases 83 to 637 code for a protein of 184 amino acids. The transcript has 6 exons. Gene Ontology annotation, cellular component: membrane.